Molecule: messenger RNA, 1837 nt
Organism: Cokeromyces recurvatus
Lineage: Eukaryota; Fungi; Mucoromycota; Mucoromycetes; Mucorales; Mucoraceae
Product: T-complex protein 1 theta subunit
Exons: 4
Coding region: 89-1741 (550 amino acids)
Biological process (GO): protein folding
Cellular component (GO): chaperonin-containing T-complex
Molecular function (GO): ATP-dependent protein folding chaperone; ATP binding; ATP hydrolysis activity
Source: RefSeq, a predicted model, not a curated record
UUUUUUUUAAAAAAAAAAAAAAAAGAAACUCCUGGAAUAAAUUAUUUAUAUUUUUUCUUUUAAAAACAGAACGCGUGAAUAGAUCAAGAUGGCAUUGCGUGUACCUAAAAGCACUCUUCCUCAACUCUUUAAAGAUGGUUAUAAAUUUCAACAAGGUGUAGAAGAAGCUGUUCUUCGUAAUAUUGAUGCUACUCAUGAACUUUCUGAAGUUGUUAGAACUUCUAUGGGACCUAAUGGCCGUAAUAAGAUGAUCAUCAACCAUCUAGAGAAGCUUUUUGUUACUAACGAUGCUGCUACCAUCAUUCGGGAACUUGAUGUUAUUCAUCCUGCUGCUAAGCUUAUGGUGAUGGCCUCUCAACAACAAGAGAGUGAGUUAGGUGACAAUACUAAUUUAGUCAUCGUCUUUGCCGGUGAACUUUUACAAAAGGCUGCUGAUCUUUUAAAACUCGGUCUUCAUCCUUCAGAAGUUGUUCAAGGUUAUGAAUUAGCUAGAGAUCGUGCUUUAGCCAUCCUCGAAGAAUUAUCUAUGGAUAAGGUCAAGUCAUUAACAGAUCGCAAUGAACUUUUAAAGAUUGUUAAAGGCACAAUUUCUUCAAAGCAAUAUGGUUAUGAGAGCUUUUUAGGAGAUUUAGUUGUUGAAGCAGCAUUAAAUAUUAUGCCCAAAAACCCUAAAGAUUUCAAUGUUGAUAAUGUCCGUGUUGUUAAAGUGAUGGGUUCUAGUAUUCAUGAAUCCCGUGUUGUCCGUGGUAUGGUGUUUGGACGUGAGCCUGAAGGCAUUGUACAAAACGUAAAGAAAGCCAAAAUUGCUGUUUUUACUUGCCCCUUGGACAUUUCACAAACGGAAACAAAAGGCACAGUUUUGAUUCAUAAUGCACAAGAAAUGUUGAAUUUCAGUAAAGAUGAAGAAAAACAAGUAGAAAAGAUCUUCCAAGAAUUGGCUGAAGCAGGUGUUAAAGUUGUAGUUACAGGAAAUGGUAUCGGAGAGCUUGCUCUUCAUUAUUUGAAUAGAUACAAUAUUAUGGCUGUUAAAGUACUUUCUAAAUUUGAUUUACGUCGUCUUUGUCGUGUUAUUGGUGCCACCGCCCUUGCUCGUUUAGGUACUCCUAUGGCUGAAGAAAUGGGUGAAUGUGAUGUUGUUGAGACAGUUGAAAUUGGUUCUAAUCGAGUUACUGUUUUCCGUCAAGAAGAAUCAGACAUCUCUCGUACAACUACCAUCGUCAUUCGUGGAGCUACACAAAAUCAUAUGGAUGAUAUUGAACGUGCUGUAGAUGAUGGUGUUAAUAUGAUUAAGGCUGCUACUCGUAAUCCACUUUUAUUAGCCGGUGCUGGUGCUGUUGAAAUGGAAUUGAAUAAACGUCUUCAACAAGUAGCUGCUAAAACACCAGGUUUGAACCAACAUGCUAUUAAAAAGUAUGCAGAAGCCUUAGAGGUCGUCCCUCGUACACUUUGUGAAAAUGCUGGUAUGGAUGCUACAGCUGUCCUUUCACGCUUGUAUGCAGCACAUUAUCAAGAAGGUGAUGCUGGUUUAAAUAUUGGUAUCGAUGUUGAGAAUGAAACAGAUGGUACUUUAGAUGCUAGUAAGGCAACCAUUUUUGAUUCUUUUGCCUCAAAGUAUAGUGCAUAUAAGUUAGCCUCUGAUGCUGCGAUAACUGUUCUUCGCGUUGAUCAAAUUAUUAUGUCAAAACCUGCAGGUGGUCCUAAGCCUCUUAAGAAAGACGGUCAUUGGGAUGAAGAUGAUUAAUUUGUUUUACUAUAAUUUUAUUGUAUUUAAACAUUAUAUCAAUAUAUACAUGUAUAUCUAAAAAAAAAAAAAAGGGUCCAAACAAUGAUUUAUUAG